This is a messenger RNA of Dermacentor silvarum, 3835 nucleotides long. RefSeq names its product splicing factor, arginine/serine-rich 19-like. Gene Ontology annotation, cellular component: nucleus. The record is from RefSeq and is a predicted model, not a curated record. NCBI's taxonomy places the organism in Eukaryota, Metazoa, Arthropoda, Arachnida, Ixodida, Ixodidae. Gene Ontology annotation, molecular function: nucleic acid binding. Bases 83 to 3835 code for a protein of 1250 amino acids. The transcript is spliced from 8 exons.
GUGUCCGGAUUUCGCUUCGAAUGUUUUCGAUGGUGUCGUUGUGAUUACCGUGCGCUUGUGAAUUGUAGCUAAAUGUGAUCAAAUGGCGGAGAGGUUUUCUCGGUUUCAUGACGUUCGAGAUUAUCAGGGUAAAGGAGUUGAUGUCUAUGAUGACAACCUCAUCGAGCUUGAGCAGUCUUCUCUUGCUGAGCCAAUUACACAGGACAAUCUCGGCUACCAGCUGCUGCUGCGACAUGGCUGGAAGUCCGGACAGGGCCUGGGCAAGAAUGAGCAAGGGCGCACCGAUCCCUUGACAAUCAUCCUCAAGGAAGACAACAUGGGAUUUGGACGAAUGGAGAUGGAAAUGGACUACGCAGAGGAGACAACAGAGAAAAGGAGAACACUGGAGAUUGAGAAGGAGGAGACGGAAGAGCUCAAACUUAAGUACAAGGCCGUUCAAGAGAAAGAAAAGGUAGCUCAGGAGGCCUUGGCGACCCUGAAGGCCAACUUCUACUGCGACCUCUGUGACAAACAGUACACAAAGCAUCAGGAGUUUGACAACCACAUCAACUCUUAUGACCAUGCUCACAAACAGAGACUCAAGGAGCUCAAGCAGCGGGAGUUUGGACGCAAUGUGCUGUCCAAGGUGAAACGUGAGGACAAGGGCCGUGAGAAGGAGCAGCGACGUCUCCAGCAUUUGGCAGAGCUAAGAGCUCAUGUGGCAGUGAUACGGGGACCCAGCGAAAUGGGAACUGGAGAAAAGUUUAGAGGACGUUUCCAGCAGCUGGACUACGUUGAUGAAACAAAGCCACAAGCAUCAUCACAGUUUCCCACUCUCUAUGACAGUGACGAAUACCAGCAGGACACCAAUGAAUGCCAGCAAGACAUCAAUGAAUGCCAGCAAGACAUUGAUGAAAGCCAGCAGGAAGCCGAUGAAAACCAGCAGGAAGCAGAUGAGAGCCAGCAGGAUGCCGAUGAAAGCCAGCAGGAUGCCGACGAAAGCCAGCAGGACUCCAGCAAUGCCAAUUCAUGUGACGAUGAAAUCAAUGCGAAAAAGGAACUAGACCUUGACAGCCAAGCUCAGAGUCCACCAGGAAGUGUUCCAGAACACAAAGAAGAAGCAAGCAUCCCACAAACAACAUUCUUUGCUGAUUCUAACAUAUUUGAACUGCCACCACUGCCUAGUGAGAUUCCCUUUCCCACCGACAUUCCACCUCCCCCACCCCCACCUCCAUUUUUAAUUCUUACCCUUUUAGACCCUGGUCGAGAAAAGUACUCGCCAGAAGAGCCUACACCUGCUCUUCCAGAGCCUGCUCUACCUCAAUUGCCACAACCUACGGUGCCCGACUUGCCACAGCCUUCAGUGUCCGAGCUGCCACAGCCCUUGGUGUCCGAGGUGCCUCCACCUCCUGCCCCACCUACGGAGGCACUCUUGCCUGCAAUAGAGCCACCCCUCAUCGAGGAGUCCAAGUCUAAGCUGCUCAUUGGCAAAGCAUUGGCAAAGAAGCGACUCAUCGCAUUCUCUUUGACUUCAAACCAGCCCCUGCAGAAAGCCCUCGAAGUGAAGAGGAAGAGGGCAGCUACUACAAUCACAAAGCCAGUCAAGGGUGCCUUGUCAUUCAGCUUUGCUCAGAAAAACAUUGGAAAAGUGGCACCCAUUUCAAGUGCACUGUUCAAGGAAGACGAUGACCAGCCUGAUAAGGAAGGCCCAGAAGUGACUGCUGCAGCUACAACAAGUGAAGAGGCACAGCCGGGUGAUGCUACAAGUGCUGAAGAACCUGAGAAAAACGGGAAGCCAUUCACCGAACCUGAGCAACAGGAAGACAGGAACUUUUACUUUGUGUCCCCUCCCAAGAGGUUAAGGGUGAAGCCAAAGUUCGAAUUUGUGAAGUUUUUGAAGAGUGAUAAGUUUGAGCUCAAGCUUCCUGAUGAUGCAGUGGAAGGAGUUCCAGAGAAAAAAAUUAAAAAUGAGUCAGAGGAUGCAACCAAGAAACUAGUUGAUGCCACAGGCAGUAAAGCAGAUUCUGAAGAAAGUCAUGGAGAUGCGAAGAAAAAGCAGCAGCCUUCUAAAGUUAGUGACAGGAGUGAAGGGUCUGCCAAAAGUAAGACAGAGUCUCUCGAUGUCUCAUCUCGAAAUGGCAGGAAGAAGAAAGAAAGUGCAACUAGUGGUUCCAAAACAGAAAAGGAUUGCGGCAGAAGUCCUCGCAGCGGUAAGCACUCCAGAGACAGGAAAAGUCGUUCCCGUGAACGUAAAAGGAGUUGUUUAAAAGACAAGAAACGAAGCCAAUCAAGGGAGCGAAGGAGAAGUAGAUCCAGGGAUCGACGAAAGGGGCAAUCACGAGAGCGCCACCGCAGCCGUUCCACACGAGAUAAAAAGAGGAGCAGUUCCAAGGAUGGAAAGCAAAGUCGCUCUAGAGACAAAAAGGCAAGCCAUGCCAAGGACACAAGAAGGAGCAGGUCGAGGGAGCGGCAGAGGAGCAAGUUCAAGGAUAGAGGCAAAGACAGAGACACUCAUAAGACUGGGAAAGAAGCCAAGCAGCGGUCACUGAGCAGGGAGCGAGUAAGUCACUCAAAGGGCCAUGCAAGAAGCAAUGCUGACAGUCAGAAGAAAAAAGAGAUGUCAACAGAUUGCAAGAAAAGUGAAGAAAAGCAUGCCACUACUAAUGACCAUAAGAAGGAGGACACAGUACGGAUGGAAACAGCAAGUGCAGAGCCACAGGCUUCGAGUCCAGAGGCACCUCUGGAUGAUGGCACUACAGAAGCAAUGAAUGGUGAGGAAUCUCAUAAUGCAGAAGAAGAGAAGGCUGCUAGAGGGCCCAGACAUUUGCCAGAAACCACUUGCAAGCAAGACAAAAAGCAAGCUUUCGAUUUGACCAUUUUGCAAACUGCAUGUCAUAAAAAACCUGAUGAAGCAGGUGAAUGCUUAGAAAAAAAGGAGCUAGUGAUAAACCUGAUGUGCAAGGACAGCCCACUCGAUACUCUUGGAGAAGCAGACAGUUUUGACAGUGCAGACAUGUUUCAGCGUUCACCAUGUAAGCUUUCAACAGUGUCGACUGAGAAGGUGUCACUUUGUGACGACAAAAUUGAGACUCGUGACGAAAUUGCUGAGCAACACAAUUUUUUAGCAACCUGCUCUGUCAAGUUGGAUGAAAGUGACAGUGAGAGCAAACUUUGCCAGAAGCCGAAGUCUGAUUCCCCAUCACAGAUAUGCAUUGACAAACUGUUGCCUGAAGAAGCACAGAAAACUCAUGAAGACACAGGAGCAAUUGGUCAGAAACAACUUGAAAGUCAAACUGAGAAGCUUAAGGAAGCUAGUGAUGACUCUGGAAGUUGUGAUGAUCCCAUUAAGGCACAGCAGAAGUUCUUAGAGGAAAUAGAAGCUAUCAAGAAAAGCACCCUUGUGGCAGUGCAGAGACAGAACUCGGAAAGCAAGAAGGAAGUUUCAGGAAAUAACAGAAAAGAUAGCAAAGCAAGUAAACUGAAGAAGCCAAAGCCUGAAAGUACAGAGUUACCAACCGUGGACCUCAUAGCCCCUCUCAAGGCGAAAACUGCCAAGGCAGCUAAGGAGAAACGGAAGACCACAAAAGACAAGCCACAGGAAAAGAAGAAAAAGAAACGAAAGAUGAGGCCUAAAGCAUCUAGUUCGCGCUCAUCAUCAUCAUCAUACUCCUCAUCAUCAUCAUCUUCAAGUUCAUCACGUAGCAGCAGUUCAGGCACGAACGUAGCUCAAGCAGUUCAGGCAGUGGCUCAGACUCUGAGAGUUCCAGCAGCUCGUCUUCUUCCAGCUAUAGUUCAAACAGCUCUAGCAGCUCAUCAUCUUCAUCCUCUUCUUCUUCGGAGUGCCCUCAGAAACUGA